Messenger RNA from Theobroma umbraticum, 3326 nucleotides. Lineage: Eukaryota; Viridiplantae; Streptophyta; Magnoliopsida; Malvales; Malvaceae. The record is from RefSeq and is a predicted model, not a curated record.
GCAGAAGCCAUACUUCAUUCAUUCUUACAGUAGAAAAAGCUUCAUUAAAGAAUCCCAGCUUCUACUCGAAUUCGCAGAAAACGAAUUUCUGCUAUCUGAUGGCUUCCCUUUCCUCUCCUUCUUCCUCUCGCCCAGUAAAGCACCAAGUUUUUUUAAGUUUCAGAGGCGAGGACACUCGCAAUAACUUCCUCGCUUACCUAUAUCAAGCUUUGCAACGGAAAGGAAUUGGAACUUAUAUUGACUCCAAAGAAUUGCCAAGGGGAGAGGAAAUUUCUUCAGCACUGUUGAAAGCAAUCCAAGAGUCCACGAUUUCAGCGAUUGUUCUUUCUGAAAACUAUGCUUCUUCAUCAUGGUGCUUGGAAGAACUCUCCAAGAUAAUGGAAUUCAAGGAAACAAAGGGACUGCUCGUGGUGCCCAUCUUCUACCAUGUUGACCCAUCAGACGUACGGAAACAGACUGGGAGUUUUCAACAGGCUUUUGCUGAACAUGAAAAGAAUAGGAUAGACAAGGUCCAGAAGUGGAGACAUGCUUUGACUCAAGCUGGUAACUUAAGCGGCUUUCAUAUGACAAAUUCGACAUAUGAAUUGACAAUCAUUGAGGAAAUUGCUCAAGAUGUUCUAAAGAAGUUGAAUCGCAUGUCUGCAAGUGAUUGUGAGGGACUGAUUGGAAUAGGUCCUCAAAUGAAGCAAAUUAAAUCCUUGUUAUGCGUUGGUGAUAGGGAAAGCAUUCGUAUCAUAGGAAUUUGGGGGAUGGGUGGUAUAGGCAAAACAACUCUUGCUCAUGCUAUUUAUGAUGAGGUCUUUUCCCAGUUUGAAAGUUACUACGUCCUGGCAAAUGUCAGGGAAGAGUCAGACAAACUUGGUGCAAUCACUUCUCUACGGGAUUAACUUCUUUCCAAUAUUUUAGAAGAGAAAAACCUCCAUAUAAGUACUCCCAGAAGAGGAUCCGCAUUCACCAUUUAUAGACUCCGUCGUAAGAGAGUUCUUGUUGUCCUUGAUGAUGUUAAUGAGGUUGAACAGCUAGAACAGUUAACUAUUAGUCACCAUCACUUCGGUCCAGGAAGUAGAAUUAUUAUAACAUCUAGGGAUAAACAAGUCCUCAGGAAUGGAGGUGUUGAUGCAUUAUAUGAGGUUCUGGGAUUAAAUUACGAUCACUCUCUUCGGCUUUUCUCGGCAUGCUUCAAGCAAAACCAUCCAGUCGAUGAUUUCAAGGAUCUAUCAAACGGAGUAUUGCAAUAUGCCAGAGGUAUUCCAUUAGCUCUCAAAGUAUUGGGUUCAGCAUUUUAUCGAAAGAGCAGAAUAUACUGGGAAAGUGACAUGAAGAAAUUAAAGCAACAUCCCCACCCAAAAAAUGAAAAAAAUUUGAAGAUUAGUUAUGAUGGAUUAGAUGAAACAGAGAAGUGCAUAUUUCUUGAUAUUGCAUGCUUCUUUAAAGGGUAUAAUAGGGACAAUGUAAAAAAUAUAUUAGACGGUUGUUACAGUGGUGGUGCUCUUGGUGGAAUUACCAACCUCAUUGACAGAAGCCUCUUAUAUGUUGCUAGGUCCAACACCCUUGGGAUGCAUGAUUUGCUACAAGAAAUGGGUUGGAAUGUUGUUCGUUCAGAAUCCAGAUGGCCUGAAGAACGUAGUCGAUUAUGGACUUUUGAAGAUGUGUUCAAAGUGCUCAAAAACAACUCGGGGACUAAAUCAAUAGAAGGAAUAUUCCUAGACAUGUCCAAAAUUGCUCAGCUAAAGUUACGUGCUACAGUUGUUGAAGGAAUGCCUUACCUGAAAUUUAUCAAGUUUUAUGAUUCUAGUGAACCCUGGCAUCCUAGAAAGCAAAAGAUUCUGCCUCCCCCUGAAGGUCUCGGAUCACUAUCCGAUGAGCUGAGCUAUUUUUAUUGGGAGAUGUGCCCGUUGAAAUCUGUGCUCAAUUUUUGUCCAGAGAAUCUUGUUCAAUUAAUAUUACCUGAGAGCGAUAUUGAACAACUUUGGGAUGGAGACCAGAAUCAUGUGAAUUUAAGAGUGAUUAUCCUUGAAAGGUCUGAAAAUUUGAUCAGGAUCCCAAAUCUCUCACAAGCCCCAAACCUUGAAAUGUUAGACCUUUAUGGGUGCAAAAGUUCGGUUGAACUUCGGUGCCUGAAUCAUUUGGAAUCUCUCAAAGAGCUAUAUCUCGAAGGGUGUAGUGAUCUCAAGAAAUUUCCUGAGGUCCCGUGUCAUUUAGAUUCGUUAAAUUUAAGUCGUACUGGGAUAGAAGAAGUGCCUGAUUCGGUUGAGCAUCUCCUCCAACUUACAGAGUUGGAAAUGUCUUGGUCGAAGGUUAAAAAUGUUUCCAGCAAUAUCUAUAAGCUGGGCUCUUUGAGAACUCUAUCUCUCGUGGGUUGCCCAAUCGCCGAAUUCCCAGAAGUUCCAAGCAACUUAUCGAGCUUAAUGUUGGUGGAAUUAAGUAUGAACGGCACAAGGAUUCAAAAACUACCGAGCAGUAUCGUUAAAAGCCUUCAAGCCCUUACCGUGAGGAAUUGCAAAUACCUUAAAUCAUUGCCAGAGCUUCCACAGAGUCUAAGAUAUUUGUGUGCCGCAGGCUGCAUAUCAUCAGAAGAAGUAUCGUUCGCAGAUCACAAUCAAACUAGAUUCGUCGGGAGCUGUCAGCCGAACAACUUUAAAGAUUGCUUCAACUUUGAUUAUUGCUUCAACCUGAGUCAUAAUGCAAUCAACAACGUUGUAGCUCAUGAACUGCUCAGAAUUCACUGCUUGGCAAAGCAAUUGGCAAAGGAGUUUCCUCGUGGAUCAGGAAACCUACAUUGUUAUUUUCCUGGAAGUGAAAUACCCGAAAGGUUUGAGCAUCAGAGCCCAAAUUCUUCUAUUACUGCCAAGCUACAUCCAAAUAGGUGCCGUUGGAGAUUCUUGUGUUUUGCCAUAUGCAUUGUGGUUCACUGUACUGAUGAAAACCACAGGUGCCUCUUUUUUAAAGGCAAAUGCAAACUUAAAAGCAUAGACAAUGAUGAUGCUUGUAGUUUCAAAUUUGGGUGGUCAUGGAUUUCUGAUCCGGUAGAUUUGCAGCACCCAGAUCUCGUGUUAAUUGUUUUUGAUGCCAGUAAAAUGUUUUUGGAAGACAAGCUAUAUGAGGAGGCAUCAUUUGAUUUCUACAGGGUAGAGGUUUUUGAUAACAGCUCUAGAUAUACUAAUAUCGUUGUGAAGAAAUGGGGUGUCCAUGUAUUCUACGAGGAUGCAGACUAGAAGAGCAAAAGAAGUUUAAGCAUUGGCGAUGAAGAUGAACAAGAGCCUAAAAGUUUCAAAGGUGAAGCGGAAGACUUUAGCUUAGAGGAUGAAGAACCCGAGGAUAGAUGA